Arctia plantaginis is the source of this 999-nucleotide messenger RNA. The record is from the annotation of a GenBank genome assembly. NCBI's taxonomy places the organism in Eukaryota, Metazoa, Arthropoda, Insecta, Lepidoptera, Erebidae.
AUGAAGCCAGUGAAAUCAGCAGACCAGAAUUGCGUGCCAACCGAGGAAGAAUUAGAAGAAGCGCCGAAGUUUGGAUCAUUAGAAUGGAUACAUUUUUGGAGCACUUAUGAAGGCCAUCUUCCAACUCCUAUAGAUAUAUCCAUUACAGGGUCUUUACGUUAUAUUUGCCCUGAAUUAAAAUGGUACAACUUUGACGUUUAUCCCCAUAAAGUAAAGAUGACAAAUACUGGAUUCACAGUAGUCAUCGGUGCAAAAUGGAGAACAGAACGACCCUAUCUAGAAGGUGGACCAUUUCUAGAAAAGCAUAUUCUGUCUCAAAUACAUUUUCAUUGGGGAGCUGACAUGAUGGAAGGCAGCGAUCACACGGUUGAUAAAAGAAGACACCCUGCUGAAAUGCAAGUCACAUUCUUCCGUUCAGAAUAUUUGACUCAAGAAGAGGCUUUUAAGCAUCCUGACGGAGUAGUCAUGAUUUGCUACCUAAUAAAGUAUGGUGUUAACAGUGAUGCAAGGUUAAGCUGGGUUCUUGAAGGAUUUCCGAGAAUUAGGGAGCCGCACACAAACACCCGUAUUGGUCCUUAUCCUAUGUCACACUUGUUGCCGAUGUUUUACGAAGACUAUUUUCUUUAUUGGGGCAGACUAGAUACCAGUAAAGGUGAAACAUUUGUGUUAAGAUGGUUAGUUCCCCGAACAAACUUGUUUGCAUCGUUUGAACAGAUGAUGGCCUUCCGCAAAAUAUGGGAUGCUUGGGAUGAACCCCUCUUACGAAACUUUAGGCCCCUCCAACCACGAAGAAAUCGACAUGUUUUCUUUAUAAGCCCUCACUGGAGUCAGUAUAACUCUUUACUACCCAUACCUAGAGUACCAGAAGAAUCCAUCUCGAUUUUAUCGCCUGAAUAUCAAACGAAGCUUUGGAUGUUGCCUCCACAAAAUGCCUACAUGUUACCACAAGAAGAAAAACAAGUAGAAGAAACUGCUGAUAAAAAUGAAGAGCUGGAUUAA